AUGAGGGAUUCAGAAAAAAGACUCUCCUGGAACAGGUUGCCCCGAGAAGGUGUGGAUGUCCCAUCCCUGACAGUGUUCAAGACCAAGCUGGAUGGAGCUCUAGCAGCAGCAGCAGCAGCGCCUCUCUCGAUCGCUCUUCCGCUCGACUUUCUGCUCGCUUUCCGUCCCCUUUUCCCUCUCACACCCCGUUCACUCCCGUGCCGUGCUGUGCCGCCCGUCCGUGUUCCGCCUCUCCCAUGCCGCGUCCCGCAAGGCGCCCCUCGGCGGGGCCGCCCCCUGCCCUCCCCGCCGCCUCCGCCGGGCUCUCUCCGUACUGCCGGUGGCGCCGCUGCAAGUGCCGCUCGCUCUGCUGCUGGCGGAGCAGCACGGACUUUUGGCUCCACCUGGUCCGGGCUCUGGCCCCGAACGAAGCCCCGGCCCCGAAGGAAGCCUCUCCCGCGGUUCCGCCCGCAGCCGCCCCGCUGCCGCCCGGCUCCCGCUCCGGCAAUCGCCGGGCAAUGGCGAGCAGCAGCGGGGCCGGGCAGGGGGUGCCGAGAGCGGCGCAGCCCCGGCCCCGCUGACGGCGUCGCGGUCCCCCCGCAGCACAAGGGCGCCCUUGCGCCCCUGGAGCUGGCGCUGCUGUGGAUGGUGUCGAGCCCUGGCUUCCGCGGCGUCGUGCGGCUCCUGGACUGGUUCGAGCUGCCCGACGGCUUCGCGCCGGUCAUGGAGCGUCCGGAGCGCUGUCAGGAGCUCUGGUACUUCCCGGACGAGCGGGGGUUCCUGGCGGAGCCCGUGGCGUGGGGGCUGUUCGGCCAGGUGCUGGAGGCCGUGCAGCAGCACCGCACCAGCCGCGGCGUCCUGCACCGCGACAUCAAGGCCGAGAACGUCCUCGUCGACCUGGCCACCGGCGAGGCGGAUCUCAUCGACUUCGGGUGAGGCAUGAUCCUCCAGGACGCGUUCUACACCUGGAUGUCAGGAACGCCGGAGUACAGCCCACUGGAGUGGAUCCUCUUCGGCUGCUACCGUGGCUAGCCAGCCACCAUCUCGUCCCUGGGCAUCCUGCUCUAUGACCUGGUCUGCAGGCACCUUCCUUUCCACAGCAAUGAGGACAUCAUCCACGGCCAACUCGUCUUCCCACCGCAGAUGUCUCAAGGUGAGGAUGCACUUUCUCAUAAACGGUGGCCCUUUUCUAUGGGAAAAAAAAUUCAACCCCCAGUGUUUCCAGGCUGGGACAGAGAGGGUUUUUGGAGCUCCAAGAGCACCCAAAGUCCUAGUUACUGGACUAUGAUGUUGAUGUUGACAAUAUUUAGAGGCUUCCUAUAUGCACGUACUCACAAAAGUUGUGCCUCCCACCCAGAGGAGAUCUCCUUCCUCUGAGCCCCACGUGCAACAGAGAGCGGGAGAAUGGGAAAAAUGGCACUGGCUAUGAUGAUGACAGAAAAAACCCAAAAAACUAGUUGAGUUCAGAGGGAAAAGGAUGUAAGGUAAGGAGACCAAGCUAAGUCCUGUAUGGUAGAUUUUCCGUGGAUGUGCUGUAGGCAGAGCUUGGAGA
Motacilla alba alba is the source of this 1531-nucleotide messenger RNA. RefSeq lists its product as uncharacterized. Gene Ontology annotation, cellular component: cytoplasm. The transcript is spliced from 3 exons. Gene Ontology annotation, molecular function: protein serine/threonine kinase activity; ATP binding. NCBI's taxonomy places the organism in Eukaryota, Metazoa, Chordata, Aves, Passeriformes, Motacillidae. Gene Ontology annotation, biological process: negative regulation of apoptotic process; protein autophosphorylation; regulation of mitotic cell cycle. The coding region runs from base 1 to 915 and encodes 304 amino acids. The record is from RefSeq and is a predicted model, not a curated record.